Molecule: messenger RNA, 6940 nt
Organism: Chiroxiphia lanceolata (lance-tailed manakin)
Lineage: Eukaryota; Metazoa; Chordata; Aves; Passeriformes; Pipridae
Gene: TFAP2B
Product: transcription factor AP-2 beta
Exons: 8
Coding region: 91-1500 (469 amino acids)
Biological process (GO): anatomical structure development; regulation of transcription by RNA polymerase II; regulation of cell population proliferation
Cellular component (GO): nucleus
Molecular function (GO): DNA-binding transcription factor activity, RNA polymerase II-specific; RNA polymerase II transcription regulatory region sequence-specific DNA binding
Source: RefSeq, a predicted model, not a curated record
GGAUUUGGUGUCUGUCCCCCAUUUCCAAUUAUAGAUGGAUCAUUACAGACAGAGAAGUACUGAGAAUCCAGACAUCUGCUCUUCACAUGAAUGCACUCACCUCCUAGAGAACAGCCUGCCAUCAUGCUCUGGAAACUGGUUGAAAAUGUCAAGUAUGAAGAUAUCUAUGAGAUGUUAGUCCACACCUAUUCCGCCAUGGACCGGCAUGAUGGAGUACCCAGCCACAGUUCCAGGCUGUCCCAGCUGGGAUCCGUCUCGCAGGGACCCUACUCCAGCGCUCCUCCGCUCUCUCACACCCCAUCCUCGGAUUUCCAGCCGCCUUAUUUCCCACCCCCCUACCAGCCUCUUCCUUACCACCAAAGCCAGGACCCUUACUCCCAUGUCAAUGACCCCUACUCCCUAAACCCCUUGCAUCAGCCCCAGCAGCACCCCUGGGGACAGAGGCAGAGGCAAGAGGUGGGAUCAGAAACCGGGUCACUGCUGCCACAGCCUCGGGCCGCCCUGCCCCAGCUCUCGGGACUGGACCCCAGGCGGGACUACCACUCAGUAAGGAGGCCAGAUGUCCUCCUGCACUCAGCUCACCAUGGCCUUGACUCCGGCAUGGGGGACAGCCUUUCUCUGCAUGGCAUCGGACACCCAGGGAUGGAGGAGGUCCAGUCAGUUGAAGAUGCCAAUAACAGCGGUAUGAACUUAUUGGACCAGUCUGUCAUUAAAAAAGUUCCGGUUCCUCCAAAAUCUGUUACUUCUUUGAUGAUGAAUAAAGAUGGCUUCCUGGGUGGAAUUUCAGUCAACACCGGAGAGGUGUUUUGCUCUGUCCCCGGCCGCUUGUCUUUGCUUAGUUCAACUUCAAAGUACAAAGUAACUGUGGGAGAAGUUCAGAGGCGACUUUCCCCUCCAGAGUGUCUGAACGCAUCCCUCCUAGGAGGAGUCCUUAGAAGAGCCAAAUCGAAAAACGGGGGGAGAUCUUUGCGAGAAAGGCUAGAAAAAAUCGGUUUGAAUUUACCAGCCGGCAGGCGUAAGGCCGCAAAUGUCACUUUACUCACCUCCCUGGUGGAAGGUGAGGCCGUUCAUUUAGCUCGGGAUUUUGGGUACAUCUGUGAAACGGAGUUCCCAGCCAAAGCUGUUUCUGAAUACCUGAACAGACAGCACACGGACCCCAGCGACCUCCACUCCAGGAAAAACAUGCUGCUUGCUACAAAGCAACUUUGUAAAGAAUUCACAGAUCUCUUGGCCCAGGACAGGACGCCCAUUGGGAACAGCCGGCCCACCCCUAUUUUGGAACCGGGCAUUCAGAGCUGCUUGACUCACUUCAGCCUCAUCACUCAUGGCUUUGGGGCCCCCGCAAUCUGCGCUGCCCUCACGGCCCUCCAAAACUACCUGACUGAAGCUCUCAAAGGCAUGGACAAGAUGUUCUUGAACAACAACACUGCUAACAGGCACACAUCUGGCGAAGGACCAGGUAGUAAAACUGGAGACAAGGAAGAGAAACACAGAAAAUGAGAGAGAAAGAGAGAGAGAGAGAGAGAGAGAGAGAGAGAGGAAAAAAAUUAGAGAGAAAGAAAGGAAAAAGAAAAAAGUUAAAUAAAUAAGAGGAGAAAAGGGAGAGAGAAUCUUUUAAAACAAAACCUUCUUAAUUUUAGCUUUAAAAAUACUGGAUUGGGCUUUGGAAGAAUUCUAUUAGGUAGGACAAAAUAAUAAUAAUAAAAUAAAAACAAUAAUAAAGAAAGACAAUAAUUUAAGAUCAGAGGAGCACAAUGGCGCAAGACCAGUGGUUCAGAGUCUCUUGCCAGGAACGUGUGAAGACAACCACCAGGAUUUUUUUCCCACUUCUGUUCUUUCACAUUUUUUAAAUAAUGAUUUGGGGGGGAGGGGAAUAUAAUAAUAAUUAAUAAUAAUAAUAAAAGAAAGAAAUGAAUAACUUAUUGCAAGAAAUCGCAGAAACCUUUUUGGUGUCAGUGCUUUGAUUUCUUGAGCUGCACAGUCUGUCUUGCUUUUAUUUUUUUUUAUUUUAUUCUUUUUUUUGUUUGUUUUCAACAACAUCCUGUCUCCACCUUGACUAAAAUGAUCUUCCAGAGUGUUCCUUUCUGAGCAACCCCAUCAUUCCCCCCAACUCUUCCCAUCUCAUCUCGCCACCCUGGUUCUGUCUAGACUAGGAAAGGAGGGGAGGUGAGCGCACAGACCCCUCACCAAGCCAUCAACCAGCUGCUUUCAUGGCAGCAUCUUAACUUCAGGUGCCACCAGAAGGGGAGUUUCGAGUCACUAUAGUUCAGCUGAAUUAACCAACUCUAUUUUUUAAGAACUGCUUUGUUUUUCCUGGUCUAGACAGACUCUCUGUUUAGAUGACCAGUGUUUACAGGCGUGUCUGGGUGUGUGUGUGCCUCUGUGUGUGCAUCUGUGGAUGUGCACACACACCUCCUCAGGGGGGUGUGUGAAUGCUGUGUAUGUUUGUGUAUAUAUAUGUAUAUAUGUGGAUAUAUACAUAUAUAUAUAUAUAUAUAAAAUAUGUGUGUAGAACCGCACAUAUUAAUGCAUGCAAACAUACCUUUGUAAUUUAGUACUUGUCCUUGAUGGUAAAAUGCCUUGUCUAUAAAUGGGUUGCAAAAUCUGGAAGUAAGGUCUGGUAAAAUGUCAGCACUAUCUGAUUUCUUAAUUUUCUGAGAUCUCCUCUUUUUCUCUAGGGAGUUUUAUAUUCCUAACUAUGCCAAUGUUUCAGUCCUUAAUUUCCUUGACUAGUGUGUGUGAGAGAUAUCUUCCCCCAUUUUUAAAGAACUGUUAACAACAACAAAAAAUGAGUGAUAUGAGUAUGUAAUUCUUUCUCAGGAGUAUGCACUAUUUUAUUUUCUUCUGUUUCCUAAAGCUUUGCCCGCUUGGCUUAUGAGCUUCUUCAAAGAGGACUAGAGAUCCCUACACAAUAUAUCAGGUACAGAGAAAAAAAAUCCACAAUUCUGAUAUUCUGAUACUUUUUAUUUUUUUGCUUUUUUUUUGCUUUUUCAAAUCAAAGCCAGUUGUUACAGAAUUCUGUAGGUGCACUUCUUUAAAGAAGCUCAAAGGGAAUAAUUUGAAUGAGAUAAAAAUAUAAGUUGAAAUCAAGGUGUACUCUUGCAAAGAAAAUAAGAGCUGUGUUGAAUGUUACCGCACUUGCUUGGCACUAGGGUUUUGUACCCAGGGAGGAAAGGGUUGCCAUGUGAGCUGGUUCCUCGUGAUGGGAGUGGGGAGGGUUUGCCAGGGAAUAUCCUGAUUUCUGAACUCAGUCUGAGGAAAUCUGUUUCUCUUAGAAAGCUUUUUAAAAAAAAUAUCUUGUGACUCUUUGCUUUUGAACAAGUCGGUGUGGUAAGGGGGGAAAAAAAACUUCUUAAUUCCAAUGUUUUUCUCGGUGGUUUGGUGUCUGACAGGAUGUCUUAUGCAUAUGAUUUGGGCUGAUGAGGGUGGAGGGGAAUUCUUAUUUCUUUCCUCUCUUUUUUUUUUUUUUUUUAAUUUUUUUUAACAUACGUUUCUUUGUCUUCUCUGGUAAAAAUAACUCUGAAGUGUAAGGAUGUGAAUUUCUGUUUGGAUUCUGCUGUCUCGGGUACUUGCAUGUGUUUCUCAGUGGGGUAGGGUUCGUGCACUAACACAUCUUUUUGCUUAUGUCAGAACAGUUACUGGGUGUGGGUAAAACCUCCUGGAGUCACUGGCAAAAUUCCACUGGGGUCAGGUCUCCCCCCAGGAUCCCUGUUAAAGCUGCAGGACUCAAUCCCACCACCCCAAGCAGGCCCACCUGAACUCAAAACAAGAGAGAGAGAGAGAGAGAAAUAAAAGAGAAACCUUAGCCUUGCUUUAAUUUCUAGAUACCUUCCAAACUGGAUGGUGGGGGAGAAUCAAUUCAGCAAUACUCUCAACAUCCCUCAAGAGAAUUUCCUUAAAACAUAAAGCAAACAAUCCUCUUGUCACCCUUAGUGUCCUUAGCUCCCUGAGACAUGGUUACACUUGAGGACCUGCCCUGCUUUUCAUAUCUUUGUGCAGCAAGGUCUCAGCUCUUGUUCUCUAUUUGUGAUUUGGGCAUGUGUGUGGCAACAGAAACCCAGGAAUCAUCCGGCUCCAAGGAGCACUGACCCCUGUGGAGCUGCUCCUUGUUCACGGACCUUUGGUUCUUCUGGGGCAGAGUGCAAUAGGGGAUCUCCCGUGAGAAAAUGGGGGAACUGAGGCAAGUAGCCUUCUCCAUGGGCUGUUGGGAUGAGUUGCAGGUAUCCUUAGACCCUGGUAUGUCCCUGCCAGUGGGUUUGGUUGUGGCAGGGGUUGGCACAGCCCUGAGGAUGUCACCAGAGGAGGUGUGGUGGUCAAUCCUCAUGGAUCCCUCACCAGCAGGUUGGGGAUUCCCAGGCUGAAAAGCAACCCCCAGGCAGCUCCCAGUCCUCCAAAACCUACCCCUCGCCAACCACCUCCACUUUCAUCAGACCUCUAGGGAAGGGCACUCCAGACUCCAGUGCAGGGCAUGUCCCAGCAGUGAUGUGCGGGACAGGGAGAGGGUAUGUGUGUGUAUCCGGGGAGGAACAAAUGGCACCACCCCAAAGCACAUCUUCCUUCUCUACCUGAUGAGAAUAUUCUGUUUAUUGAAGCAGAGCACAAAGUGCUGGAUGUUGCUUUGUCUGCCCUCUGCAAACAGGAUUUUUUGGGUCCAGCCCUCCAGAAUCACCCAGUGGGGCUUUUGGGUGUGGGGAGCCCCCAAGUUGGCUCUCAGUCUUCCACCUCCCCAGCUGCACACACAGGCCCAUGGGGACCUGCUCCCUGCCAUCCCAGAGCUUCCAGCUGAAGGCUCUGGGGGAAUGUUGGGAUGGUCUUCCCUUGUCUUUGGGAGAAAUAUUGGGAAUGCUCUUUUUAACUGCAGAAGGCAGUUAUCCCACCACCACUGUGAGUUAAUGAGGAGAGGGAACCUUUGGAACUUCUUGGGGAAAGAGCUGCUCACACGUGUUAAGGCCUCAUCCUGCUGCUGCUGAAAUCUCCCCUAGGCACAGAUUUGGUCACCUGGAUCAGGACCUAAACGUUGAGCAUGUUGAGGAAAGAGUUUCAAUCUGUCUCUCGUGCCUUCUACCUGGAAGAGACAGACUGCACUUGUCAGGCUGUGCAUCACUCAGGCAAAAUAAAGCCAAAUUCCCAUUGAUCGCAGGGGGAUGCCCCCUAUUUGUCCCCCAAAGUAUGGAGACAAAAUCCACGAGGUUUGUGAUUGAAAUGCAAACAGGGAGAAAACAUAACAUAGAAGCACAUAUCUCUGUUUUCCCUCUGGCUUCGUGCUGCUCUCAGAGGGAAAUAUCCUUUACUUGGUGGCCCCUAUCAGUGCUGAGAGAGAUGUUCCCCCCCAAACUAAACUCAACCUCCCUCUGGAAGGCAUUUUCCUGCUCCCCUCCACUUUCCCAGCCCGACUACUUGUGUUGGCGGGGCACCUCAGACGUUUAUCUGAUAAUUGAGUUAUUAAAAGAUUUGGUUUCCUCGGGAUCAUAAAUCAAUAAACAGGAGGAUUAACACGGCAGCUUUGCUUUGUAACUCAAGGGAAAAGUUUGAGGAGAGACCGUGAAAAGUUUGUUUUCAAACCAAACAGGUGGGUUGCUGUAAAUUUUAUUUCAUUCUCAGUCUCGAUUUUUUUUUUAAUAACAAUUCUCUGUUUGCCGUUGGAAAGAUCUUUGUUUUUGUACGCUCCCUGACCUUUUUUUUUUUUUCCUGGUUGUUAUUCAUACAAGAUGUGAAGGAAACAAGAAGCCAGUUUUAUGGGAAUCCUUUUACAACCCGAUGAUUUCUUUAAAAUCGGGUCGUGUCUUGUCCCACCUAAUAGAAAUUCUCUGUGAGAAGCUGUUUAAAGUCCCUUUGCAUCCCAGACCAACCUCCUCCCAAAUCCCCAAAUUUGCAUUUGGGACCGGGAAGGAGGGGGGGAAGGAUGGUUUUAAGACCUUCAGCUGUGCCCAAAGGGCUUAUUCCCUUUCCCUGCUCAUCUCUUUCUGACCGGUUUACCAUACAGACCUGUCCGGCUCUAUUUUAAUGCGUUUCUCGGAGAAUUUGGUGCUUGUUUCGUCUGCCGUAAGCGUUGCCAGAUCGAUCCGGCCAACCUCCCCCUCCCCUCCGGCUUCCCUGUGUGAGAGACCGUAGGCUUUUUACAAAUAGUAUAUUUUCUUAUACAAAGGGAAAAAAAAUAAAAGAAAACAUCCCCAAACACACUGGUAAACGCCUGAACAUUGAGAGAGAGACGAAACACUGUGUGCCAGCAAGAUAUAAAGAAAAAAUAAAAAACCCCAACCAAUGCAAAGCUCUGAAAAAGCAAAUGAGAAACUGGAAAGAUGAAAGAAAAAAUAAUAAAUUCUCCUUUUAUGCCCCAAACAAUCCUUUUCACCUCCUCUUCUUGAAAAAUCUGACCAUGCAGUGAGAAAUAUCAGUUUAUCGACUCUUCCUGAGAAGAAGUGCGGAGAGGCAUUCAGUAUUGAGUUUGUAUAUAUUUAUUUAUGCUUAAUUUAACGGGAAUGUGUAAAUAUGGCGAGCAAGUAGUUUUUGGGUUAUUUAUCUGUGACUCUAUACCUCUGUGAAUGGGUGGGGGAAUUUAAAAACAAAAAGUAUAUAAAAAAACAAACAAAAAAGAAAGAAAAAAUAAAACCAACAAAAAAAAAAUCCCGCUUGACUAGAUAGUAUCCUAUCUGAAUCUUUUCUGUUCUUUAUAGACAAGCUGUUAUGGUAAUGGGUAGAAAUUGGUUUCUUGUCCAGUGAUGACCUGAUUUACAUAAAUAAUAAGAAUAAGAAUAAAAAAAAAAGAGAUUGUUGUGUUUUGUUGUAUUUUCCUCUUCAGUUUUUUUGAAUGUUGGUGCUGCUUUGAUUCUGCAGACGGAUUUACUUAUAACGCCAAGAAGUCUUUAUUUUCCCACUCUAGGCUUUGGGGAAAUUCAGGACAUGUCUCUACAUUAAAAAAAAAAAAAAAAGUCAAAAAAAA